This is a messenger RNA of Ruditapes philippinarum (Manila clam), 2410 nucleotides long. RefSeq names its product serine/threonine-protein kinase ULK4-like. The record is from RefSeq and is a predicted model, not a curated record. The transcript has 16 exons. Bases 1 to 1932 code for a protein of 643 amino acids. NCBI's taxonomy places the organism in Eukaryota, Metazoa, Mollusca, Bivalvia, Venerida, Veneridae.
AUGGUGACAACAGAUAUGGCCCAGUCAUUAUGGUAUAUUCUCAAAACAUUCCACCUUGAUGUCUCAGGAUUACAGCUCUUUUCUGCAUUACAUAGAAUCACAAGACAUAACCCUCAAGUUUUCCAGUCAGUUAUUGACACUGUAGGAUUAUCAACAUUGCUGUCUGCGUUGUCGUUUGGUAUAACAAAGAUUCAACAAUCUAUUGUGACCAUGUUUGGAGCAUUGAUUGUGUCAGGGGCUUCCUUGAAUAGACUUACACAAGAUAAGGAUUUCCUGCAGAAGAUACUGCGACUAUUAGAAAGUCCAUCUACUGUGAUACGAGGCAAAGCUUUUGUUGUGAUACAUGAACUUACUAAAAAUAACCAUGAUAUCUUGUUGUCAUGUUGCCAGUAUAGACUGGUAAUGUAUCUGGAGAGAGAUAGCAGACGGCAAACACCGCGGGAUACGAAAGUUGAUCCGGCAGAAAUGGAAUAUUUGAACAGAUGUCUUGAUCUACUUAUCAACUAUAUCUCUGAUUCAGUCCCUAAUAUUAUAGGUGACGUUCUGACUGCAUUAGAUUCUGUGGCCGGACGUAAACAUCCAAACACUGUUCAGGCAAAACAACUCAAGAGUUCCCUCCCUUUAGUACAUAUUUUCCUUCAUCUGGUAACCAGUCAGGUAUUCCGUCCAAAGAUAGUCACUGAGGAAUUUGUACGAAGUCUUGGUUCACUGUUAGGGCACGUGAAACGUAUUGAGAAUGGUGAAACAAAUAUUGAAGCAUCUAAUGGUGUAAUAACGGUAUCAGAGUUUGUAAACACAGUGAUGUCAGUUCUAGAAGGUAUAACCCAGCAUCCCACACUGCUCAUGGAUCAUGGUGUGGUUGUCAUGGAGACAAUCCUUCCAAUAAUGGCGGAAUUGGUUGUUAGUCAAAAUGGUGACACCCGAGCUCUGUCACUAAGCUUGUUCUCUGAGAUGGCGACUGUAUUCCUGACACAGGAUGCCGUGGCAACCAAUGGCAAGGUCGAUACAAAGAGAUUACAUAUCAUUAUAGGAGAGAAGUUGUUCCCACAUUAUGAACAGAUAUUGUUGGACCAGGACCCACUACCUUACUACGGUCUCAAGUUGUUACUUGCCUUACUAGAGUCUAAUUCUGCAUUCAUAAAACAAUUUCAACAACAAGGCCUGGUAUCUGUGAUAUUUCAAGUAUUACUGGAUCACCAGAAUAAUCCAAUGAGCAGCGCCAUGCAGAGUAUAGCUGGUAUACUGAACUGUCUCGUCAGUCAUAAAGAAACAAACAUGAAGGAGUUAUAUGAACAAGGUCUCAUUGACUACUUUACUACAAUAUUUUUCGAGGUAUCAGCUGCGUGUUUUGAAGGAGAAGACAACAGUGGUGUUGAAAGUAAAGUGGUUCUGUCCAUGCUGCAGACUUUACUUGAAACUCUUCAUGGUCUGUUAAAAUAUGUGUCAGACUUUGUUCGUAAGGCUCUACAGGUCGGUCAGCAGGCUAAGAAAGCGGGUGGAGAGGCUGCCAGCAAGGAUACUGAGGAUGCUGAACAUUUACUGUUACAGAACAAAGCUCUGACAGAUCUAACAAGUUUACUUACACAACUGUUAACACACGAGGAUGGGGACAUCCACGACCCAGCUUGUAAAUGUCUGUCCUUGUUGGUGCAGCUGUUUGGUGGGGAGCACAAGGAGGCUAUGAGUCCAGAAAAUAUGGAUUACUACAGCAAAGCUCUAAAGAAAGCUGAUGCCAAGAAACAGAAAGUUUUGUUAAGGAUAAUCAAGAGACUAGUGAGUACGGACAAGUCUCAUAGGGAGUCAAUGAAGAGUAACGGAGAAGGUCUCGCCAACACUAUCACAAGCCUAGUAAAAACAGCAAGUUCCCAUGCAGAUGUUUCAUUAUCGUCUCUCGCAGCAGAAAUUCUCAAAAUGACUGGACAUCUUAAAUGAUCUUCUUGCCAGCAAUUCUAUGGAAAAAUCUCAUUGAAGUCAACUGCAUGGAAAUGAUCUCAUUGUGUAAAAGACCGAGUCCUUCCUUAUCAUUGGUCAAUUUCAAAAUGUAAAUUUGAAUUUACCCAAUGACAAGGCGUGUUACAAAAAGUUAAUCAAGAUCCUCAAAAUGAAAGACAAUUGAAAAAGGGACGAUUGUUGCCAGGAAACUGUGUAUUUGAUGAAAUAUUCUGCUGUUCAUGUCAAAAGUAGGCUAUAUAGUUGGUAGAUAGUCAAAGUAAUCUCAGUUCUUUUUCAGAUAUGUAAAAAAUGGGCUGAUAAGAGUUGUUGUGUAUGUGUUAUGAUAAAUGUUUAUUCAUUGAAUUUAUUAGUGAUUUGGUUUGAAAUUACCAAUCUUCAAUGCCAAUAUUUUAUGUAUGUCUGUUUUAUAUAAUGUAUGAUGUAUCUGUGAUGAAAGUAAAAUUAAGAAAAGAUUUAA